Messenger RNA from Diospyros lotus (date-plum), 1033 nucleotides. Its product is annotated as guanylate kinase 3, chloroplastic. The record is from RefSeq and is a predicted model, not a curated record. Lineage: Eukaryota; Viridiplantae; Streptophyta; Magnoliopsida; Ericales; Ebenaceae. Gene Ontology annotation, molecular function: GMP kinase activity. The coding region runs from base 122 to 1003 and encodes 293 amino acids. Gene Ontology annotation, cellular component: cytosol. The transcript has a single exon. Gene Ontology annotation, biological process: purine nucleotide metabolic process.
CAGCGUACGAUAUAAACCGAAUCCCUCUACUGGCGUUGUUGCAGAUUGGCGGCAAAAAAAUCUGCGUUGAAGCAGUUAAUGUUAAUCUGCAACUUUAAAGUUCAACGGAUCUGCCUAUAUUAUGCCCUCAUCGAUGCUCUUAAGAAGGCUUUCUACAUCCUUCCCUCGAUUUGAUUCCACCCAUUUUCUUUGCCCUAGGAAACCCGCCUUUCCAUUUUCUGUUUUCGGCUCCAAGCCCCAAUUUUUACCCACCCCCCGGUUUGUUUCGUCCAGCUGUAAAAUGAGCGAUGUCCGGAGGCCGGCGGCGGCGAGAAUCCCGCCCGUCGAUGUCGCCGACAGCGCGCAACUGUACCAAGCGCUCGAAUCCGCCGUGGGUUCGAGGUUCAGUUUGGAUCCGUUGGCGCCCAACCCUAACCCUUUGGUAAUUGUGAUCAGCGGGCCGAGUGGGGUGGGAAAAGACUCGGUGAUCAAGAAAUUGAGGGAAAUUCGGGAGGGAAUUCACUUCGUUGUCACGGCGACGAGCCGGGCGAAAAGGCCCGGCGAGGUGGACGGGAAAGACUAUAUUUUCUUGAGCAAGGAGGAGUUUUUGGCAAUGGCGAGGAGUGAUGAGCUUUUGGAGUAUGCAUUGGUGUAUGGGGACUAUAAGGGGAUUCCCAAACGGCAAAUUAGGGAAUUCAUGGCCAGAGGGUCUGACAUUGUGUUGAGAGUGGACAUACAGGGGGCUGCAACAUUGAGGAGGAUUUUGGGGAGAUCUGCUGUCUUUAUCUUCUUGGUGGCGGAGAGUGAAUCGGCAUUGGUGCAGAGGUUGAUCCAUAGGAGGACUGAGAGUAUGGAGAGUUUGCUUGUAAGGAUUGCCACGGCUCGGGAGGAGGUGAAGCACAUUAGGCAUUUUGACUACGCGGUUGUGAAUGCUGAGGGGAAGCUGGACAGCGCGGUGAAGCUCGUGGAGUCUAUUAUUGAUGCGGAGAAAGCUAAAGUGCGGCAAAGGACUGUGGUGAUAUAGGAAUUAUGUGAUAUUGUUUCGGUUUGCAAG